CGCUGAACAUGGCAGCUGCAUUGUGGACGGAAUUCAAGGCGCUGACGUCGCCGUACGAGUCGCUUGUGCUUGACUGGGCCGACCCGAGCGGGCAAUAUAAGCAGAACCCUAUGGUGGACUGGCCGUUGGCUGACUUCAGCUCGGCGGCUGCCAUCGCAUUGGGGUACUUGGCGUUUGUGAUGGUCGGGACGCUGGUGAUGAAAGCAGGCGUGCCUGCGUUCAACACGUCGGCGUUGCAAUUCGUGUACAACCCGAUCCAAAUUGCGCUCUGCUCGUACAUGUGCAUUGAAGCCGGCAUCCAAGCGUACCGCCACAACUACUCCGUCAUGCCGUGCAACAGCUACAACACGACGUCCCCCGUCAUGGGCAACGUCAUGUGGUUGUUCUACAUCUCCAAGAUCCUGGAUUUUGCCGACACGUUCUUCAUCAUUGCUGGCAAGAAGUGGAAGCAGCUCUCGUUCUUGCACGUGUACCACCACUUGACGAUCUUCUCCAUCUACUGGCUCAACUUCCGCGCGUUGUACGAUGGCGACAUCUACCUCACGAUUAUCUUGAACGGGUUCAUCCACACCAUCAUGUACACGUACUACUUCGUCAGCGCCCACACCAAGACGAUCUGGUGGAAAAAGUACUUGACGACCAUGCAGCUCAUUCAGUUUGUCACCAUGAACGUCCAAGCCGUCAUGACCAUCUCCAAGGAGUGCAAGGGCACGCCCCAGAACAUCGCGAUCAUGUACUUAGUGUACAUCCAGUCGCUCUUCUGGCUCUUCAUGCACUUCUUCAUCACGUCCUACUGCUCGUCGCCGCGCAAGGAAGGCACCGACAAGAAGCGCAACUAGAUUGACUCCCGCGCGCCGCCUUGUCUUCAUUGCAUCCAGUUGCCAGAGAUUUGCAUACUUGUUCGUGGCACGCCUAGGUUAGGCAUCCAUGAAGUGUACCUUCAAAAUAAAAAUACGUAUCACGGACUAUCUUUAGAGGAAACG
Aphanomyces invadans is the source of this 983-nucleotide messenger RNA. RefSeq lists its product as hypothetical. Bases 9 to 839 code for a protein of 276 amino acids. The record is from RefSeq and is a predicted model, not a curated record. The transcript has a single exon. Gene Ontology annotation, molecular function: fatty acid elongase activity. Gene Ontology annotation, cellular component: endoplasmic reticulum membrane. Gene Ontology annotation, biological process: sphingolipid biosynthetic process; very long-chain fatty acid biosynthetic process; fatty acid elongation, monounsaturated fatty acid. NCBI's taxonomy places the organism in Eukaryota, Oomycota, Saprolegniomycetes, Saprolegniales, Verrucalvaceae.